Molecule: messenger RNA, 705 nt
Organism: Candida albicans SC5314
Lineage: Eukaryota; Fungi; Ascomycota; Pichiomycetes; Serinales; Debaryomycetaceae
Exons: 1
Coding region: 1-705 (234 amino acids)
Source: RefSeq, a predicted model, not a curated record
AUGUCACAACCACAUAGUCAACAACAGAAAGAUAUAACUGAUCCAAAACAACUAAUAACCAUAUAUAAAAAACAAGGUAAAUUUGAUAAUCAAAGACGACUCUUAUUAGAUAAUUUCAAACAAUCAGAAACUUACAAUGAUUUAAUAUUAAAAUUAAAACUAUUAAUUGGGAAUAAAGUGAAACAAGAUCCUAAUAUAUUAAUGAAAAACAAGGGGAAAAUGGCAGCAUUAAUACAAGGAGAAAUGACGACAAAUAAUGAUAAUAAUGAAUUAUUAAAUAUAGUUGAUAAAGAUAUUCAAGAUAAAAUUAUUGAUAGUUUUGAAUUUCAUAAUUUAGUUAAAAAUGAUUUAAUUGAUAUUAAACAAGAACUUUUAGGUAUAAGUGAUGAAGAAAUUGCUAAAAUUAAAGAUCAAGAAAAGUUGAAAUUAGAAAGAUUAAGAAUGGAAGCUAAAAUGAAGGAUUUGAAACGAAUUCAACAACAACAACUACAAAACCAAGAACAACAACAUCAAGUUGAGAAGAACUAUAAGAAUAAUUUUAAAAUUAAAAAUCUUGCUUCUUCAUCAUCAAAUCAUCGUGUUAAUAAACCACCAAGAUUUAAUUUUAGAGAUUCAAAUAAUAAUAUAACUGAUACAUAUGAUAAACAAACAUCACAACCUACCAAAGAGAAGAAAAAGGAUAAAAUAUCAUUCAUGAUGUAUUAA